Molecule: messenger RNA, 3282 nt
Organism: Anopheles coluzzii
Lineage: Eukaryota; Metazoa; Arthropoda; Insecta; Diptera; Culicidae
Product: alpha-amylase 2-like
Exons: 1
Coding region: 1-1623 (540 amino acids)
Biological process (GO): carbohydrate metabolic process
Molecular function (GO): alpha-amylase activity; cation binding
Source: RefSeq, a predicted model, not a curated record
AUGACAUGCACACUUUGCAGAGCCUACUACAAUCGCGACCUGUUUUACUGUCAACUCAUUUACGGUCAAUUGGUCAGCGAACUAGACGGCAUGUUGGGAGGUUCGCUGUGCCUUCUGCUUUGCUGUUCGCUCGCGUCUGCUCAGUUCAAUCCACACUUUCUACCGGGACGACACGCGAUAGUGCAGCUGUUCGAGUGGCGCUACGAAGACAUCGAGCGGGAGUGUCAAACGUACCUCGGUCCGCACGGGUUCGGUGCGGUUCAGCUGUCGCCGGUGAAUGAAGUUCGCGAUGGAACGAGCUGGGCCGACCGGUACGAACCGGUUUCGUUCAAACUGACCAGUCGCUCGGGAAACGAAUCGUCGCUGCGGUCGGCUAUCGAUGCCUGCAAUAAGGCCGGUGUACGUGUAAUCGUUGAGGUAGUGCUGAACCACAUGGCUCGUGCUGAUUCCGGCUCCUCCACGACAACGCGUGGCACAGCUGGUUCGACCGUAAACCCUGCCACCCGUGACUAUCCCGAUGCACCGUUCAGUGCGGCAGACUUUAACGACCAGUGCCGCAUCGUCAACCCGGAAGAUCCGCACGAGCUGCGCAACUGCUGGAAGGAAGAUCGACCCGAUCUGAAUCUCAGCCUGCUGCGCGUCCGGGAGCGUAUUCUGAGCUUCCUCAACCGACUGCUUACGUUCGGGGUGGCAGGCUUCUUUGUCGAUUCUGCGCUGUACAUGUGGCCGCACGAUUUGCGGGCAAUUUUCGAUAAGGUGCAGAAUCUUACCACGGUCGGAAGUGUCUUCCCAACGGGUAGUCGUCCGUUCGUCUGUCUGGAUCUCUCGUACCACGGACUUAGCGGGUCGGAGCUGGCACUGCGUGCAAGAUGGAGUGACUACAGUGACCUUGGAAUGAUUGCACAGGAUCGCUUUGCGUACGACAUUGGUGAUGUGCUGCUGAAAAGGAAGCCUUUCCACUACUUCGUUCACCUCGGCACCCGGCUCGGGUAUGUACCGCGCGAGAAAGCCCUGAUCUACGUCAACAAUCCGCAGCUCCAACGACUGCCCGAUGCGGACGGUGAUCUGUGGGUCGUUUCGGCACGCAACCGACGCGCGUAUCAGAUCGGUCUUGCGUUCAUGCUAGCGCAUCGCUAUGGCACACCGCGCAUUACUAGCUCGUACGAGUUUGCAAACGCUUCCCAAGGUCCUCCCAGUGACGCUCAGGGCAAGAUAGCACCCGUUCUUUUCGAUAACUCAGGCCACUGCCGACUGCCGUGGAUCUGCGAGCAUCGAUGGCCGGUGGUGCGGAAAAUGGUUCACUUCCGCAACGUCACCAACGGCACCGCAGUAGGGGCGUGGGUUGACAAUGGCCAGAAUCAGAUCGGCUUCUGCCGUGAUCGUGUUGGGUUUGUGGCCUUCAAUGCGGAAAUUUCGCUCUCGCUCAAAGCGAACUUGUACACGUGCAUGAUGCCGGGGGUGCACUGCGAUCUGAUCAGCGCUACGGACGAUAAGCUCGAUGCGGAUGGUGACUGCCCGGGUGCAACGGUGACGGUGGCCACCAAUGGGCGGGCAGAGAUUUUCAUACACAGUCAGCUAGAGGCACCAUUCAUAGCGCUGUUGAACACUUUCAAACCAAAAUAAACGUAUGUAAGGGUGAAGAGAAUUUAAAAGAAUCAUACAAACACGGCGCCUAAAGCUAUGCAAUGUGCAUUACAAUUUCAGCCUUUCAGCCUGUCAUCACGCUGUUUUAUAAAACCGAUCGCACACGAACUAUUUUGAUGAUGAUUUUUCAUUCGUUUUCUUUGUUUUUACUCUCUUUAUAUCCUUAUACAGCUUGAUGUAGCACUCUAUAUUAGCUUCAAAAUCGAAUCACAACAAUGAGAAGUGUUUUGAAUUGUAUGGAAACAGAAACACUGAAAGGUUCGUAAUAAUAUGCGUUUCGCCUCUGACUGUGUAUCUGUGUGUGUGUGUGUGUGUUUAAGUGUUUGUGUGUACUAUUUGUUCAACCCCUCCUGCACUCACUCUUCCACACACACACCGGUUCGCUUCCACAACCUUAUCGCUGCCCCAAGUGUUCCUUCUCUUGCCUUCUUUCCAAACUCUUCCCAUCAGCUAACGUGCGUCGUACGUUCGUCGCUUGACCCCCAACCGACCGCAUACAACCGUGCGUGUAAUUCUAUGUCGAAAAUUUCGUGAUACACAUAAAAAGGUAAAUUUUGGUUCAUGUGUUUCAAAUGUAUCGUCACGUGUGAGUGGUGUGUUUCAUAUUUUUUGCUUUUUUUUUUUUGUUCUUUGCUACCCAUUUGAUGGUGACUGUGUGUGAUCGAGAGGAAGUUUAUUCAUAAAAUUUCCCUUACAAUAUCAACAUCCAGAUGUGUUUCUUUUUUUUUUGUGUGUAUGUGUGUGAGUUCAGCUUCAUACUAAUGAGACUCGAUUAAAGAUGGCAACGGGGAAAAUCUCGUCCGUUUGCUUCUUGCUACUUGCCAGAUGUCUCGUGUUAGUGUAUUUUUGUUUGCUUCUUCCAUUGAGUCUUUUUCUUCUUCUUCUUCUUCUUCUUCUUGAGUUACUUUAUUUGUCAUUAUCAUUAAAAGGGAAAUAGAGCUAGAGGAAGAAGACGUCUUUUUGUUUUUUUUUUCGAAAGAGUGCAUCGAUCGAUGAAAUAUAUAUAUGUUAUACGGAUUUCGUACUGUUUCAUUUAUUUCUCUCUUUCAACGCGUGUUUGCUCUUUCUCUUCCGCUUACUUAGUUACUUUGUCAUUGUUACGAUAUCGCUAUACGUGUUUGACUUUAUGGUUGAUCUCACUUUUAGGUUGGUUUUCAUUUUUAUAUCUCUCUUCUUGCUUUCAUUUUUAUAUAUGUCUCUUUGUCAUAUGUCAUCUUCUCUUUCGCUCUUUCUUUUAUCUCUUUUUUCUAAAGUCUGUUCUCACGGGGAUGUUAUGUUCUUCUGUUGUUGCUUUGUUUUUCCAUCAAAAGCCUUACCCUUUCCUAUUAGUGUCCGUUGCAGUGCGACCCAUCUGUUUGCCAAUUAGCUUGUUCUUUCCUUUCCCGCUUUACGUUCGAUCUUCACCAACGACAAGCCCGUUUCCGUCCAAUGCCCCAUGUCCCUGUCGUACGAUACGAUACGAUUUGCUAUAGAGAUUUGUUAAAAAUUAAGGCAGUGGUGAAAUAGAAAUUGUAUCCUGCAUUUACCAUAUUCUUCGCUUCUUCUCUCUGUUCUGUUCUUCUUUUUGUUCUGCUCUGUCUUUCUGACUCGCGCUAGUUUUGCUGUCUUGUCUUGGUUGAUUGGUGGCGGCUCUUGCUC